Molecule: messenger RNA, 459 nt
Organism: Protopolystoma xenopodis
Lineage: Eukaryota; Metazoa; Platyhelminthes; Monogenea; Polystomatidea; Polystomatidae
Source: the annotation of a GenBank genome assembly
AUGGGCCUCAGUUACAAUUGCUGGUGUUGGGCCGCUGAUUUAAUGGGUCGGUUGCUAGGCCCACAUGCCUUCGACGCAAUGGUUUCGGCCAAGUCCGGCAGAAAUGAAGUGAUUUGCAGACUCUCCGCGUGGCACAGACACCACCUCAGAGGCCACCAUCCACCCCGUCAGCGAGCAACGCAGAUUGGAUGGCAGACUACACUUCACGUUGUCCUCUUUCGUUCCAACCUCGAGACGGACAGACCAGCUGAUGCCUGCCGAGGGGCGGCUGGCAACAGCUUCUCCGAAUGGGACGUCACAUGCGGCCGCCCCACCCUCUCCGAUUGGUGCCGAUCCGUGCCACCCUCCCGGUCGCGUCGAUCGGGUGAGAAAUUCCGGCGCUCCGGUUGGCAUUCCAGAAGGACGACUGCAACAGGAAAGCAUUCUGGAGGGGACGCGACGGUUGAUGAGGUCGACUGA